CUCUAAGUCACUCUACUGACUCGUAAUAUUUUCAUAAUUUAUUUGCUGUAAGUUAGUUCCAAAGUUCAAUAGAAAUGCAACCUGUCAAUUUUCGGAGCCCAAUUUUAAAUGAACCACGAAUAUUUGGUGGUGAAUACAGCUUGAAUACUCCUGCAGGGCAUGUUGCUACUACCCAACCACCUCCGUUGCCUCCAAGGCCAUUACAGACUAGUUCUAGUAUGUACAGCUCAAAUUACGGAAAUCGUUUCGGAAUACCAUCAUACGGAUAUUCAGGGCUUAGUGGUGGUUACGGCGGCCAUGCCAUGUAUGGCAAUAUGUUCAUGAACAACAUGUAUGGCAACGGCUAUGGGCACAGCGCAGGCUUUCCGGAACACCGCUUCAUCCAAUUGGCGGAAGAAAGUUCGAGACCUGCGCUACAAAACAUUGAAUCAUUAGUUGGAGCUAUCGGUAACAUUGCUUCACUAAUGGAUUCAACAUUUUUCGCACUCACAAGUUCGUUUAGAGCAGUCCUUGGCGUAGCAGCCAACUUCGCUCAUCUACGCGGGUUAUUUGCGCAAUUUUGGACCUCAUUUGCUUUGUUCCGUUGGUUUACAUGGUGUUACAAGAAAACGUUAUAUUUACUCAAACUGACCAAAACAGAUCCCACUUUAGAAAAUUUUACGCAAGCUUUUAAAGCAGCCGAAGUUAAUAAACAUGUUGGACAAAGCAACAGUUCGUUGCCAAUAAUUUUGUUCUUAGGUUUUGUUAUGUCUGCACCGUACCUACUAAUGAAAAUAUUUGGCGGUAACGAAAAAUCUGUGUCAGCUAUAAAUCCUCAAUCAUGGCAAAAUCCGUUAGAAGCUAUUGCGGUGUUCAAUUUUGAUUCCACGCAUCCUAAUGAAUUGACAAUUCGAGCUGGACAGCCAGUACUAAUUGCUCCUAAGGCUGUACAGAUUGAGCAUAAUUUAUUAAAUACCGGUUGGGUGCUGGCUACCAUGGAUAAUACUACCUCUGGUUUAAUACCGAUAAACUACAUUCAAGGAAGUAAACCGGACGUUAAAGAAGCAAAUAAAAAGUAGUGUCAAGUCAGCUCAUGCAUGGUUAUUUAACAUUCUAUAUUUUAUAAAUUUUAUUUGUUGGCCAGUAAUAAAGCGAAAUUCCAUUAUUAUUUAG
This is a messenger RNA of Sabethes cyaneus, 1152 nucleotides long. RefSeq names its product peroxisomal membrane protein PEX13 (gene Pex13). The coding region runs from base 75 to 1058 and encodes 327 amino acids. Lineage: Eukaryota; Metazoa; Arthropoda; Insecta; Diptera; Culicidae. Gene Ontology annotation, biological process: protein import into peroxisome matrix, docking. Gene Ontology annotation, molecular function: protein binding. Gene Ontology annotation, cellular component: peroxisomal membrane; peroxisomal importomer complex; peroxisome. The record is from RefSeq and is a predicted model, not a curated record. The transcript is spliced from 4 exons.